Solanum pennellii is the source of this 3468-nucleotide messenger RNA. RefSeq names its product lysine-specific demethylase JMJ25-like. Gene Ontology annotation, cellular component: histone deacetylase complex; chromatin. Gene Ontology annotation, molecular function: histone H3K9 demethylase activity; transcription coregulator activity; chromatin DNA binding. The transcript is spliced from 14 exons. Gene Ontology annotation, biological process: regulation of transcription by RNA polymerase II. NCBI's taxonomy places the organism in Eukaryota, Viridiplantae, Streptophyta, Magnoliopsida, Solanales, Solanaceae. The coding region runs from base 93 to 2897 and encodes 934 amino acids. The record is from RefSeq and is a predicted model, not a curated record.
CACGAAAACCAAAAACCAAAAACAAAUAUUGAACCGUUUCCUUUUACAGUUUUCCCUCUUAAAACAAACCUAAAAAACCACAAGGUAGAUCAAUGACUAAGCGGAAUCAUGGCGACGGCGAGAAACAGUCCUCGGUACCGCCGGAUGAUCUCCGUUGCCAUAGAUCAGAUGGAAAGAAAUGGAGAUGCAAAGGUUUUAAGGUUGAAGGUAAAUCCAUGUGUGAGCAGCAUUUACACCGUGCAUCCGCUAGUGUUUCUGUCGUCAAGAGAGUAGAAAAAAGGCGAAAAAGAUACGUUGCGAGAAGCGAUACGAGUGAUUCUGAUGAUUUAAGUGAACCAGAGGACGAUAAGCCUGUUGCUGUUAGUUUAGUUGAUCCGAGGGAAGUAGUAGAGGGCGAGGGUGACAAAAAGAAAAAGCGUGGCAAUGAGGAGAAAGCUUGUUCUAAAUGGAUCAAAUCUCCUGAAAAGUCUUUUUCGAAAGGAAUAAAAAUGGUUUCACAAGGGGAUGGUGAGAGGAGGGUUAGUAGAGUGGUGAAGAAAGGGGUUGAAUGUGAUCAAAGUGAUGGGGAGAAUGUAUAUGAUUCAAAAAUAGGUGUUGCAUACGAGUCUUUACUUAGGAGAAGCGAUAGGAAAUUACCAGAGAAGAAAAAAAUGAAAGUUGCUGAUGAUAAUGAUUGCACAAAUCCAAAGGACAAGAAGAAGCCUGAUCCAAGGAGAAAGCAUUUCAGUACUGAUGACCCAUAUGAUGAUUGCCAGAUGUGCCACCAGUGCAUGAAAAGUGAUAGAAAGGUUGCUAGGUGUGGAAAAAGAUGCGGUAAACGCUAUUGUAGUCCAUGUAUUAAUAGAUGGUACCCUCAUCUGUCAGAGGAAGCAAUUGCCGAGGAAUGCCCCGUUUGUCGUGGGAACUGCAAUUGCAAAGAUUGUUUACGCAAAAACAUUAUUCCUAAGGAAGCAAAAUAUUUAGGAAUACCACAGGAAAACAAUGAAAGAAUUAAUUGCUUGAAGUAUCUUGUGGAUGCACUUUACCCAUUUUUGAAAACAUUUAUCCAUGAUCAGACUAUGGAAAAGGAGAUGGAGGCAUCAAUUAGAGGUUCGUCACUGAAACGGCUAAGAAUACCAAGUGCCUUCCUUUAUGAGGAUGAGCGUGUUUACUGCAACAACUGCAAUACCUCCAUUGUUGAUCUUCAUAGAAAUUGUACAACUUGUUCUUAUGAUCUCUGUCUGACCUGCUGUCAGGAAAUUCGAGAAGGCUGUUUUCUAAGAGAUGAAGACAGAAGGCUCCCUGAAUGGAAAGCAAAAGAAACUGGUGAAAUACCUUGCCCACCAAAGGAAAGAGGUGGCUGUGGAAAUAACCGCCUGGAGCUUAAGUGUCUCAUUGAUGAAAAGCAGGUUGAACAGAUCAUGAGGGAAGUUGAAAACUUAGUCAAAGCAAAUUCAUCUGCCAGUGAGGCCCACUCCACUGGAGAACAGUGUACCUGUAACUCUAAUAAUAGAAGAAAAGCAGCUUCCAGAUCAGAUUCUGAUGACAAUUAUUUGUUCUGCCCUUCAAGUGACAUACAGGAAGGGCACCUGGAGCACUUCCAGAAACAUUGGAGAAUGGGAGAACCUGUCAUUGUAAGCAACGUUCUUGAAUUAACAUCUGGAUUAAGCUGGGAACCAAUGGUGAUGUGGCGUGCCUUCCGUAAUAUAGCAAUCAAGAAGGGGUCAUCAGAUUUGAUGGUGACAGCAGUUGAUUGUUGUGAUUGGUGUGAGGUGGAUAUAAAUAUUCGUCAAUUUUUUAGGGGUUAUGUUGAAGGUCGAGCACACCCAGAUUCGUGGCCCGAAAUGCUUAAGCUUAAGGACUGGCCCCCAUCUACAGAAUUCGAGAAGCGGUUGCCACGCCAUGGAGCAGAAUUCAUUAGAGCCUUGCCGUACAAAGAAUACACACAUCCCCUUUCUGGUAUUCUUAAUGUUGCUUCCAAACUUCCAGAUGGUAUACUGAAGCCAGAUCUGGGUCCAAAAACAUAUAUAGCAUAUGGAUUUGCUCAAGAACUUGGACAUGGAGAUUCCGUUACAAAGCUUCAUUGUGAUAUGUCUGAUGCGGUGAAUAUUUUAAUGCAUACUGCUGAUGUUACUAUUACUAAGUGGCAGCUUUCAAAAAUUGAUGAGCUGAAGAAAAAGAAAGCUUCUGCGUCAGAUGAUCAAAAAGAACUAAAUAAUACUGAUACAGAUGAUCAUCUAGUUCUUAAGAAUGAUUUUGCAUCUGCAAAACAAGAAAAAGCAAGUGAUGUUUUUUCCUCUGACCAGAAUGUGCAAUUGGAGGGCAGUUUAUCUUCUGAUCAGGUGGUUGAUCUUGAAAACAAGUUUGAUGGACCAGAGGAAGAAAAUGGUGGUGCAGUCUGGGAUAUCUUUAGGAGACAGGAUGUUCCCAAGCUCGAGGAUUAUCUUAAAGAGCAUCAGAAGGAAUUCAAGCAUACACUUGGUUCUCCGGUGGACCAGGUUGUUCACCCAAUUCAUGAUCAAGUUUUCUACUUAACCACGUAUCACAAGGAGAAACUCAAGCAAGAUUUUGGCAUUGAACCUUGGACGUUUGUGCAAAAACUUGGAGAAGCAGUUCUCAUACCUGCUGGGUGUCCCCAUCAAGUUAGAAAUCUGAAGUCUUGUAUAAAGGUUGCUCUCGAUUUUGUUUCACCUGAAAAUGUGGGCGAGUGCAUUCGCUUGACCAAGGAAUUUCGUAUGCUUCCCCAAAAACACAGGGCUAAAGAGGACAAGUUGGAGGUGAAGAAGAUGGCUUUAUAUGCACUGGAGAGGGCUAUAGCUGAUCUAAAGGAGCUUGAAUGUAAUGACAGAGCCCAGGUGCAGCAACCUCAUUCGAGUAGUGAGCACGACCCUGUUCAAACUAAAGAGGUGGUGGAGUAGUUCCAUUCUGUUGCUGUAAUAUACAUAUGCUUGUGAAAAGAGUGCCGCAAAUUGACUCUUUUCUAUCAUCUAAUCUCUACUGUCAUCAGCCAAAACUUUUGCAUGUACAAUAUCCCUGAUUCAUCUUACAGCUCCAACUUAUAGAAGCUACACCUUGGGGUUGUACAGUAAUAUGAAAUGAUUUUUGAUUUUUUUGAAACAUUUGUGGACCUUUUGAAUUCACUGAUGUUUUGCCUUAACCCUCAUAUUGUACACAAGACUAAUGUGCUACCAAGCAUGUUCUACACCCUCCAACUAGUUCACUGCUUGGACAAUGUAUGUAUCUAUUCUCCUUUGUUUAUGAUAUCGUUGAAACUCCUGUUUGAUGCAAAAUGUGAUGAUAAUCAAUGUCGAUGCUUUUCUUGUUCACUCAUGGCAGAUUAACCCAAUACUCGGCUAUGAUGAACGAGAUACAACUCUUUUGCUUCUUAGAGCGUCAUGAAUCCUCAUGUAACACAAUGUACAUUGUGGUUGAUUUCCAAUUGAUUGGCAUCAUAAAAGUCCUUUAGCUGAAUAUGUGUUCCACACAUGG